CACCCAUGUUUGAGGGAAAAGAAAACAGCAAGAACUUGGCUCUGGACAGUGCUGCUCUUAGAGAGGACCGGUACUACACAGCUGGCAGAGCCAUUGCUGUAAGCUUGGUCCAUGGCGGUCCGCCACCAAACUUCCUCUCACCAACAGUAUUUUCUCUUCUGGUUCAUGGUUCAGCAAAACCAGUGCUAGAAGACAUAGCUGACAUGGAACUUUUGGAAAAAGUCAAAAAGGUAUCUGAAAGUACAACCCUUGAGGACCUUGAGAUGUCAAAUGCACCUCUGCUUGACAACUUGGCCAAUGCAGGAUGUCUGAGGCCUAUGCGAUCUAUAAGAGACAGGGAUUUGCUGGUACAUGACAUUGUCAUGUUCCAGGUCAUCCACAGGGUUCAAGGUCCAUUUCAGAGAUUCUGUGAAGGACUGAAAACUCUUGGCGUUCUCGAGAAAAUCCGUAGGCAUCCAGACAGCUUUCGCCCCCUGUUCUGCUAUGAGCCAAGCACACUGACUGCUGACCAUGUGGAUGAUGUUUUCAGCAUUUGUCUGUCUCCAGAAGGGAGCAACAAGAGAGCUGCUGAGGAGAUGGUUGUUACCUUCUGGAAUUACCCUCUGCAUCUCCAGGAUGCAGAGGAGGAAGAAGGGCCAUCCAAACUACAGAAAAUAUUGUCCUUUGCAACUCGAGCAUCUGUGUUACCACCUAUUGGCUUUUCUCCAACUCCCUCCGUCCAGUUCAUUCAUAAAGAAGAUGACGACUUCUCUACACCAAUGUUCCCUGUGGCCAACACAUGCGUUAACUGCAUCAAGUUGACACUACAUGUGUCAUACCAACUGUCCAAGGAGAAGUUUGACUUUGCAUUAGGAAACACAUAUGGGUUUGGCAGGGCAUAAACCUAUGCUCUGUCUAUGAAAAAAGUAAAAAAUACAACCGUUGCAUUUCUGAAUGCCCACUUCCUCUUAAAAUGUUAUUGCCUUCUGCAGUUAAGUGUUCAAUUAUAAAAGAAUAUUGAGUCAUGGUGUAUUUUAUAUUUCCACCGCAAUUCAACUGACUCAGGAAACUUAUGUUUGAAACAAAUGUUCACAUUUAUGUCUCGUAUUCAUACUGUUGACUGUUCAUACAUACGAUUAGAAUUUAGGCAAUUAGGCGUGAACAUAGUAUCAUGCUCUGUAUCUCUUUCUGUGUCUCAUGUUAUCUGUCUCUUGUAUGUCUCUCUCCUUAUGUCUGUGUCUGUCUGUCUCUCUCAGUCUCUCCCCCUGUCUCUUAUCUGUCCGUCUCUUGUGUGUCUGUUUCUCCCUCUGCCUGUCUCAGUCUCCGCUUGUCUCUCAGUCUGUCUUUUUGAAAAAAUGCUUUGAACAAAUGCUUGUUAGUUUUAAACAUUUGUUUUUAAUAAAACAGUGUUAAAACUUUAACAUAAUUGUUGUAAUUAAUCAAGUGAAGUAAACACAACAAUGUUUUAACAAAACCUUGCAUAACUCCCAUGUUUUUCAUAGAAGAAAAUGCAGAAGAGAAGAAAACACAUCUAUUCCAUGGUUCCCAUCAUUUUCAAGUGGAUUCACUUGUUGAAUACUGUUCAUUGUGGUCUCAUUAAUGGUUACAUCAAUGUCUGGAAUUCUAACAUUAUUAUUUGUUUGAAGUUCAGGUAAUGGCCCUUCUUCGUCAAUGACAUAGUAGUUAUCGUCAUCAAAAAUGUCAUUUAUAAUGGGAUGGAUUCCUAUAUUGUUUAUGACCCCUGUAUGCCACAGCUGAAGAGGAGUCGCCCCCCCUUGUGUGGACAGGCCGUGGUUGUUCCACUGGUUGAUAAAUUCUGUUACUGUCCUUUCAAUUCUUGGUAAAUAAACAUAAUGCAGACAAAAUAGAUGUAGUUCAUUCAAUGAAUCCAGUAUACCGUGUUCCUCCAUGAAGUUAAAAAUAUUAAUAAA
Osmerus eperlanus (European smelt) is the source of this 1910-nucleotide messenger RNA. Its product is annotated as G2/M phase-specific E3 ubiquitin-protein ligase-like. The transcript is spliced from 5 exons. The coding region runs from base 6 to 881 and encodes 291 amino acids. Gene Ontology annotation, molecular function: ubiquitin-protein transferase activity. The record is from RefSeq and is a predicted model, not a curated record. Lineage: Eukaryota; Metazoa; Chordata; Actinopteri; Osmeriformes; Osmeridae.